Messenger RNA from Xenia sp. Carnegie-2017, 849 nucleotides. RefSeq lists its product as uncharacterized. Lineage: Eukaryota; Metazoa; Cnidaria; Anthozoa; Malacalcyonacea; Xeniidae. The transcript is spliced from 2 exons. The record is from RefSeq and is a predicted model, not a curated record. Bases 183 to 671 code for a protein of 162 amino acids.
CGGUAAUAUCAAAUGUCGUAACACAAAUGACGAUAUAUUAUAUUUAAAGCUUAAGUGUUCUUCCAAGAACUAAAGACGUCGGCAAUAAAUAGCUGCGCAUAGAAAGAACAUAGAACAUUUAGUGCAACAAAACAUUGAGCUACGUACGUCAACUGGGGAAAUCAUUAAAGUGCAACAAGUUAAUGAAGAUGAGUUCAUUCAACAAAAGCUCCAGUGGCAACAAAAACUUUCCUCACGACAUAAAAACCCAAUCAGGACUAACAGCUCUUUUCAACGAACGAGUUAUAAGCUCACAGCCAGUGGAGCGACCAUUAGAAGGACCAGGAGGAGGAAAGUUUGGUCAAGGAGGAAUUGCCGCAGCUAACUUUGUUGGAAUCAAAACAUCUUAUUCCGGAAAAAAUGAUCGCGCAACACAUUCGGGUAGUUUAGUGACAACUAGUGAUGGCAAGCAAUAUUUAGUGCAUAAAGGAGAUGGUUUUGGUAAAAGUAGCAACACUGUUGUCACUGAUGCCAAACAUAUGAGUUCCAAGUGGAAACCAGCUGGACCAACUACUAACGUGGCUGGACGAGCUUCAAUAAGCGAUUUUGUCAAGGCAGGAGGCAAAGAUUACAACGUAAGAGGCAAAAAUUGCCACAAUGCAACCAGUAAAAUGCAGAAUCUUGGCAAGUAGAGUGUUGCAAUCAACCAUCAAAAAAAAGAAAGUUAUAGUUUAAUGUGGUACUACUUAUGUUUGGACAUAGAAUGUUGUUGUGUACACAAUAAACAAACAUAUUACGUAUAGUUAGUUUUUGUGUAUUUAUCAAUAAAUAUCUAUGAUAUUGAUUCAAUGAUAUUCAUCAAAAAAUUGA